AUGGGCAAAGUUCACGGAUCUCUCGCUCGUGCCGGAAAGGUCAAGUCUCAGACCCCCAAGGUCGAGGCCCAGGAGAAGCAGAAGACCCCCAAGGGUCGUGCUCUCAAGCGCCUCAAGUACACCCGCCGUUUCGUUAACGUUACCCUGACUGGCGGAAAGAGACGAAUGAACCCCAACCCUGGCUCUUAA
Molecule: messenger RNA, 189 nt
Organism: Clonostachys byssicola
Lineage: Eukaryota; Fungi; Ascomycota; Sordariomycetes; Hypocreales; Bionectriaceae
Source: the annotation of a GenBank genome assembly